AUGAUUCGUAGAGAUUCUGGUGAAAUGUAAUAACAUGCUUUUAGCUAACCUAAUUUCAGCAAAUCAACUAAAGAUAUUCAAUCUUCAAGAAAAGAAUAUUUAUUCUAAAAAUUACCUUCUUUAGAUUCUACUUAGACUAAUAAUUUUUCAUAAGUUAAGAAAGGUGGUUCUGCUAAAUUCAUAGAAACAGAUAGAGUAGAUACAGCAUAGAAACCUCUUACACCUUAGCAGUAAAAAAAGAAAAUAAAUUAAACAAAAUAAAUUGAGGAGACCACUUAAUUUGAUCUUGGUUCUAGUCGACAUUUUCAAAGAUUAUUCACUAUAAAAAAUCAUACUAAAUCAUCUACUGGCAGUGUAAAAACUUAAAGAGAAGAUAACACAAGUAUUAUUACAAAUCAAAUUCCAUAAAGAAAAUCCAAUUAUCACCAUACUUAAUAAAUUUUAUAAUCAUAAUCCUAAGUUUAAUAAUAACAAUGUCCAUUUUCAUCUGGUAAAUCAAUCAAAGACAUAAUAUCAUCAUUUAAAGAUAAAAAGUAAUUAAUUUAAUUUAUUAUAGACCAAAAAAUGGCAUCACUCGUCAUAGUGAAUUUGAAAAAAUGGAAGGUUUGGAUGAUUAUACCAAAGAAUUAAAUUCCAUUUUAAAUAAUGAUGAUCUUAUUGGACCUAUUCUAAGAGAAGUUAUUGAAAUGAAAGGAGUAAUUAAAUCAAUAAUAGAUUUAAGUAAUGGUAAUAAACUUACUUAUCAUUUUGAAACUUUAAAACAAUUACAUUCAACUCUAAAUAUAACUGAUUAAAUGUUCAAUAGAUUCAAAUAUCUCUAUCUUAAAUAUUUAAUUUAAUUGAAGAUAAAUAUAGAGACAGUAUUUAAAUGUGCUUAAACAGUUGAAUUCUAUAGAGGAGCCAUAGUUACUUAAGUAAAUUCCCUAUAUUAUAAAAUAGUCUCGUUCUAUAUAAAAUGUUAAAGAUAAUAUUAGAACUAUAGCUAAAAAUAUGUACAGUCAAAUCUUUGAAGAUUUCUCUCUAAGUCCUCUAUUUAAAGGAACUAAAUAAGAAGAAUAAGCAAUUAAAUUCAGUAGAAUUUUUGGUUUCAUUUUGGGAUCUGCUGAAUCUACAAAUUUUGUAAUGGAUUCCAUGAGAGAUUUUCAUAAAGCAUUUGAAAUUACAUCAGUUUAAUACUCCAUUUUUAAAUACUAUUUAUCAGGUUCAUUAUCAAAACAUACUCAAAAAGAGGUUGUUUGGUAUGUUUUAGAAUAAACUGAUGCUUAUAAAGCAGCUGUUAUCAAUUAAGAUAGUAUAAAAGAUUUAGUAUACAAAUAAUAAGGAAUAGAUAAUUUUACAAGUGAAUUUAUCAAAUUAUGUUAAUAAGAUUAACUAAUUAAUAAGAAUUUCAUUCAUAAAGUUGGAUAUGAUCAAUUUGUAGAACACUCUAAAUAUUUUUUACAUUAUGCUUUCAAUAAAUAAAAUAAUUGUUUUACACUUGAUGAUCUGUAAUCAUUUCAUUGUUAACAUUCAAUUAAUCAUAAUCUAUAUUAAAGUAUCAAGGAAAAAAUGAUGAUUUUAUUAUCUAGAUUGAAUCCAUAAAGAAUAAUAUUCUAAGAUUUUGAAGAUGAAUAUGAUUUGAUACUUCCUUAUAUAACAAAUUAAAAAUUGCCUUGUGAUAUUGUAGGCUAAUAGAGAUUAUGUGAAUUCGUUCCUAUACUAUCAGAUGAAUUAAAAUCAAAUGUUGAAAUUAAGAACAUUUUUGAUAGCAAUGAUGUAAAUGUAAAUAAGAUAGUUUUAAAAAAAUUUGAAUAUUUAUUAUCAGGUAGAAAAUAUUUUAAAAGAUCUGACAUUUAAGCUAUUCAUUCAAGACUCAAAAUAAGUGAACAUUUAUUUGAAAAAUUUGUCCAUCUAGUUGAAAAAGCUAUAAGGCAAUAUGAUACUUCAUUAUUCUGGAUGGUGGACGCAAUAAAGCUCUGGAAAUAUAUUAUUAUCACAGUUUGA
Molecule: messenger RNA, 1983 nt
Organism: Paramecium pentaurelia
Lineage: Eukaryota; Ciliophora; Oligohymenophorea; Peniculida; Parameciidae
Source: the annotation of a GenBank genome assembly